AUGGAAGACAGAAAGUUGUUUAUUCGAGCAAAAAAGAAACGAAAGAGAACUGUUAUUACACCGGAUGAAGUAGACAUUUUAGAAACUUCUUUUAGAUCCGACCCGAGGCCCGACCGAUAUUCCAAGAUCAAACUUGCAAAGGAAAUGGGUAAAUCGGAGAACUUUAUAUCAAUUUGGUUCCAAAAUCGGAGAGCUCGUGAGAGACGGUUGAUGCAGCCACAGGCUCAGACAGCCACAUGUACAGACGGAGGCGGGGCCGGAGGGGCGACCACAGGAUCGCUCAUGAUGGAUCAGCUGGAGCCCCUCGAUCUCUCGGAGAAAAGUCCCCGGACAGACACUACACAUAAAUCAAAGCCGAGCGCAAUCAACAAAUUCCCGUUGUUCGGAAGAAUCAUACGCAUGGCGGCUGCGGCGGAGGGCGAUAUCCUUGCGCCAGACAGCCCGCAUCUAGAAGAGGCGAUGACGGACGCCUGUCGGGGGAUCACACUCACGGACGGCCGUCUCCUCUACGGGAAGGACUCAGGAUUCCAGAUCGAGGACUUGUAGACAGCUUCCGAGUGCCACAGUCGAAGCGUGUUUGAAUAAUAUAUGCUUAACAGAAUUCGAAUAUCUGUAUGCUAGGACGCUUUAUGUGACGAACUGUGUUCAGUCAGUUAUCGACAAUGAUUCAGAUUCAGGUUCUUGGCUGUAUGAACACAGACAAUCAUUCAAAAUCAUGAUUUAAUUAUCAAUAAAAAAUGAAAGUGGUAGCGAGAGUUAUAGUAAGAAAUGUAGAUAAUCUUAGUAUUAUUGUUAUUUUCAGAUAUGUUCA
This is a messenger RNA of Mya arenaria, 811 nucleotides long. Its product is annotated as homeobox protein ceh-10-like. Lineage: Eukaryota; Metazoa; Mollusca; Bivalvia; Myida; Myidae. Gene Ontology annotation, molecular function: DNA binding. The transcript has 2 exons. Bases 1 to 546 code for a protein of 181 amino acids. The record is from RefSeq and is a predicted model, not a curated record.